AUGCCUCAGUGCAUUUACACAUUGUCUGCUUGCUGCAUCUUUCUGCGUCUCGGUUCACCGCCAAACUACGCAGCGCUCUCGCCGACGAUGACACACGGUAACAUCGGUUCUUGGGGCAAGCAGGAAGGGGACGAAAUCGCGGCGGGAGACGUUGUAUGCGAGGUUGAAACGGACAAGGCGACCGUAGAUUUCGACGCGCAAGACGACUCCUUCAUGGCGAAGCACCUGGUCGAGGCCGGCACCCAGGACAUCGCCGUCGGGACCCCGAUCUUCGUUACCGUAGACGACGCCGACUCCGUGGCGGCCUUCAAGGACUUCGAGGCGGAAGCGGUGCAGGGAGAACCAGAGGCAGCCGCACCGGCCGCGGAAGCCGCGCCCAACCCCGAGGAGGCAGCGCCAGCACCCGCCGCCAAGAAGGAAGCGCCGCCGGCGCCUGAAGCAGCACCGGCCCCCGCCCCCGCCCCUGCCCCUGCCCCUUCCCCUGCCCCCACCACCGCCGCACCUGUCGAGCGACCGCCUGCGCCUGUGUCGUCGCCGGAGCUUGUUUUCAAAAGGGACUGGGGAAGCGGGGUCCGUGGUAGUGCGCUGGCUCACAGGAUGUCGGCGGAGCAGAAGAAGUACGUCGAGCGCUUUGGGUCUACCCUUCAGCAGCCCCUGGACCCCUAA
Molecule: messenger RNA, 666 nt
Organism: Ectocarpus siliculosus
Lineage: Eukaryota; Phaeophyceae; Ectocarpales; Ectocarpaceae
Source: the annotation of a GenBank genome assembly